AAGCGUUGUUUUUAGGAUACAGAGAGUAGCUAAAAAGAAAAGAAAAGAAGAAGGAUCAUAGCUUGGUGGAGCUUCCUCAGAGGAACAAAUCUGACCCUGAAAUUCGGUAGAAAUGUUUGGAAAUUUUAGAGAAAGACUUCACCUGGUCCAACAGGACUUCUCAACCAGUUUCAGCUGAUGAUCACGUGACGCGCAAGCUCAUACAAUGACGUCAUCCCCAACCCUGUACGAGUCUUGCGGCUGAAACCCUGGUGCAUUAUGUUUCAAGACGCUGGGAGACAUGUCAAAAGAGACCAAAAUCAAGAGGAAAUCCAGGUUGGAAGAAGGUUUUCCAUUUUUAGGUGCUGGACUUGACAUUUUGAAUAGGUUUGAGAAGAGUUGGUUUCUGCUCCAUAAAAGAACCAAAGCCUGUUCCCAGACAGCAGAGUCUGUGGAUGGUGACAUAGUGAUGCUGUCAGCACACUGGGAGAGGAGAAAAGCUGCUCUGACACACCUACAAGAACAACUGCAAAGCCUACCAGAUUUCAUCACAGAACUUGAUGCCAUUACUGCUAACAUAGCUCAACUAGAAGGUGAAUUUGCAGAGAUGGAGAGCAGACUGCUGCAUCUGGAAACUCUGUGUUGUCAGUGUGAGCAACAGACUGUAAAGAAUCAUCAUAUGAGUCAACUUGAAGAAUAUAAAAAGAAAAAAAGGAAGGAGGCAGAUUUACUGGAAGCUGAAUUGAAGUGUGAGCAUGCUCAGAGAGUGGCACAGAUGGAGCUGGUUAUGCAGCAGAAGCUGCGAGAGCGACAGAAGGUCUACGAGGAAGCCUUCAACCAAGACGUAGAGAAGUAUCUGUCCACUGGAUGCCUACAGGGCAAAGAGUCUGCAGGGGUCGAUGUGGCUGUUCUGGAUCAGAUGACCUUUAUUAACGUAUCAGACCUGGAGGCCCUGGAUGAUUUUCUUAAUUCUACUGGUGAAGAUUCCAGUUGUGGAUCCUCUCUGACAUCAGGUCCAGACCUGAAUUCUUCCUCUUUGGAGUCCUUGAAUCAAGCUCCUCCCAUAAACAGCAGUCAGUCAGACCAGGCUGCAGAGAGGCAGCAGGAGGAGCCACUGGUUCAGUCAGAUGAGGAGGAUGUCCAAGCAGACAUGUCUCUGGCUGCUGUGCAGGAUGUUGGCACAGCGUGGGACUCUGAUGAGAGCGAUGGAGCAGAUCCACUAAUGGAAAAAGCUCAAAAUUAAAGAACUGCAGCUCAGUAAUCAGUAGAAGAAUUUAGUUCCUGUAAACCUUUUGUUUCUGUGUCCCUGCUCUAACAGCUGAUUCAUAUAACUGGCUUAGCUCCUUUGGGAAUGACUGAUUAAAGUGUGUUAAAGAAAAGGAGAGAUUAAAACUUGUAUAAUAAUAUUCUACUAAUUUGAGAACAGAGAGACUUGAAAGAUUUUACAGCUGUUAAAGAAAUGCUAUGGAGUGGACCUUCAUUGUUUACAGAGUUAGACUUUCAGAGUUGGUCAAUUUUACAGUGAGUUUUGUUCCAGUCAGCUGAGCAGUCUGCCAGAUCAGCCCUCUGCAGCUGCACCAAGAUGGAGGAAAUUUUGGGUUCAACUGUUGGGGCUAAUAAUUUCACAGAACCUCACAUCAAAAAACCUUUAAGAAGAGUUGUUUUGCUAACAGUAUAGCAUGACAGCAUGUUGCGUCACUUGAUUAGACAUUCCUUUAGGACACAGGUCUCAAACUCCAGUCCUCCAGUCGCUGUCCUGCAGGUUUUAGAUGAGCCACAGGUCCAAAACACUGGAAUGAAAUGUGUUAAUGACCUCCUCCUGGUGUAGAUCAGUUCUCCAGAGCAUUAAUGACAUCAUUAUUCUAUUCAGGUGCUGCAGCAGAGACGCAUCUAAAAGAUUCAGGACAGCGACCCUCCAGGACUGGAGUUUGAGACCCCUGCUCUCUGUAAACAGGCAUCUGAAGCAAAGCUGUCUUUGUGUUAAAUAUUUGUAAUGAAUUCACUUGAACCACAAAGGUGUAUGGGACUUAAUUUGUCUUAGAAAUGAGUGUUUAAACAGGCUCUGCUUUGAGUAGCAUUUAAUCUUCACCUGUCCAAUAAAACUGAUUCUCCAAACUCAAA
Gambusia affinis (western mosquitofish) is the source of this 2100-nucleotide messenger RNA. Its product is annotated as dysbindin-A-like. Lineage: Eukaryota; Metazoa; Chordata; Actinopteri; Cyprinodontiformes; Poeciliidae. The coding region runs from base 281 to 1222 and encodes 313 amino acids. Gene Ontology annotation, biological process: negative regulation of protein kinase activity; neuron projection development; platelet dense granule organization. Gene Ontology annotation, cellular component: BLOC-1 complex; cytoplasm; plasma membrane. The transcript has 11 exons. The record is from RefSeq and is a predicted model, not a curated record.